Messenger RNA from Monoraphidium neglectum, 522 nucleotides. RefSeq names its product Choline transporter-like protein 5-A. The transcript has 5 exons. Gene Ontology annotation, biological process: transmembrane transport. Gene Ontology annotation, cellular component: membrane. The coding region runs from base 1 to 522 and encodes 173 amino acids. Lineage: Eukaryota; Viridiplantae; Chlorophyta; Chlorophyceae; Sphaeropleales; Selenastraceae. The record is from RefSeq and is a predicted model, not a curated record. Gene Ontology annotation, molecular function: transmembrane transporter activity.
AUGUGCAUCGUGAAGUUCCUAGUGUGGCUGCUCGAGAAGAUCGUGGCCUUCAUCAACCGCAACGCUUACAUCAUCGUCGCCGUCAAGGGGUCCAACUACUGCACGAGCGCGGCACGCGGCGUGCAGCUGAUUGUGGCAAACGCGAUACGACUGGCCACGGUCAACAUCGUGGGUGACGCCCUGCUGUUCCUGGGCAAGCUCGCCAUCGCGGCCUGCUGCGGGCUGGCCGCGUUUGGAAUGGCCAACCUUCAGUACUACAACGACGCCGUGACCUACCCCUCGACCUACCUGUCGAGCGCCAUCUUCCCUAUCGCCGUGUCCGUCAUCACCGGCUUCGUCGUGGCGCAGAUGUUUUUCAGCGUCUACGAGAUGGCCAUUGACACCACCCUCCUCUCCUUCUGCGAGGACUGCGAGUCUCAUGGCGGCCACCCGCGCCACGCGCCCCCCAUCCUGAUGGAGGCGAUAGGGGAGCCCAUCCGCGACGACGACGGCCACCAGGGGGGUAAAAAGUCGCGUCACUGA